CUAACCCCUUUGCUGCUUGCCAUAACAGUCGACGAGCCCUUGGAUUCCUUCUUUAUAUAGUACCCUCUCCCUCCCUCGCUUUCGGCUUCAUCUCCCCCAUCUCUCACUACUCAAUUCUCAAUUCAGUAUCGUCUCCUUCGUCAGUGAAUCAACAGGAGCGAGGAAAGAAUGCCUGCGGCAGGAUUGGUCUCCAAUGGCGGCAAGGAGUACCCGGGGGAACUCACGCCGUACGUGUUGGUGACAUGCAUAGUCGGGGCCAUGGGUGGUCUGAUCUUCGGCUACGACAUCGGAAUCUCUGGUGGGGUUACGUCGAUGCCGCCGUUCUUGAAGAAAUUUUUCCCAUCGGUGUACGAGACACAACAAGGGGAGAAGGUCACGAACCAGUACUGCCAGUACAACAGCGAGACCUUGACCCUGUUCACCUCGUCGCUCUACGUGGCGGCUCUCUUGUCGUCGCUGGUUGCUUCGACCGUGACGAGGAAGUUUGGGAGGAAGAUGUCCAUGUUCUUGGGCGGUAUUCUCUUCUGCGUCGGCGCUCUCCUCAAUGGGUUCGCCAAUGCCGUGUGGAUGCUCAUCGUUGGGCGCAUCCUCCUCGGUUUCGGUAUCGGAUUCGCCAAUCAGGCUGUGCCACUCUACCUCUCUGAGAUGGCCCCUUACAAGUACAGAGGUGCUCUCAACAUCGGCUUCCAAUUGUCCAUCACGGUCGGAAUCCUGGUGGCCAACAUCCUCAACUACUUCUUCGCGAAGAUCAAGGGCGGUUGGGGAUGGCGGCUGAGCCUCGGCGGAGCAGUGGUCCCUGCCCUCAUUGUUACCAUCGGGUCCCUUGUGCUCCCUGAUACCCCAAACUCGAUGAUCGAGCGGGGCGACCAGGAAAAGGCCAAGGCGGAGCUGAGGCGGAUCCGCGGCGUUGAGAACGUCGAUGAGGAGUUAAACGACCUGAUAGCAGCGAGCGUGCAAUCGAAGCGGGUGGAGCACCCUUGGAUGAAUCUCUUGCAGAGGAAGUACAGGCCUCAGCUCACCAUGUCAAUACUGAUUCCCUUCUUCCAGCAGUUAACCGGGAUCAAUGUCAUCAUGUUCUAUGCCCCUGUCCUGUUCAGCACCCUGGGGUUCGAGAGCGACGCCUCCCUCAUGUCCGCCGUGAUCACCGGGCUCGUAAAUGUCGCCGCCACGUGGGUCUCGAUCUACACCGUUGAUAAAUUGGGCAGGAGAAUCCUUUUCCUAGAGGGUGGAAUUCAAAUGCUGAUCUGCCAGAUUAUCAUUACAGCUGCAAUUGGUGCGAAAUUUGGAGUGAAUGGGACUCCGGGCGAGUUGCCCAAGUGGUAUGCGGGCGUUGUGGUGGCCUUCAUCUGCAUCUACGUCUCCGGGUUCGCUUGGUCGUGGGGGCCGCUCGGGUGGCUCGUGCCGAGUGAGAUCUUUCCCUUGGAGAUCCGGUCGGCCGCCCAGAGCAUAAACGUCUCGGUCAACAUGAUCUUCACGUUCCUCAUUGCUCAGGUCUUCCUCAACAUGCUCUGCCACAUGAAAUUCGGGCUGUUCUUGUUCUUCGCCUUCUUUGUGCUUGUCGCAUCCAUAUUCAUCUACUUCUUCUUGCCCGAGACGAAGGGCAUUCCGAUCGAAGAGAUGGGCACGGUGUGGAAGAAGCACUGGUACUGGGCUAGAUUCGUUGGCGAAGACGACUCUCCCAGUGGAGGGAUCGAGCUGGGUGGUGACGGACAGAACCCGAAACGGGUUUGAAUGAAGGAUUACUUGUGAUUUUGGACAACAUUUUGCAUUGUUUCUCGUUGUGAUCGUGGUGAACAUAAUCAUAAUUGCUUCAGAUGUCUUGAUGAUAAACUUUGUUCUGGAAUUUGCUUACGUGAACAGCCAGUUUCUGAUGUUUCCUGAAUAAAUCCUUCCACAAGUGGAAAGGAAAAUGUGUAAAGA
Molecule: messenger RNA, 1920 nt
Organism: Eucalyptus grandis
Lineage: Eukaryota; Viridiplantae; Streptophyta; Magnoliopsida; Myrtales; Myrtaceae
Product: sugar carrier protein C
Exons: 4
Coding region: 169-1731 (520 amino acids)
Biological process (GO): monosaccharide transmembrane transport
Cellular component (GO): membrane
Molecular function (GO): monosaccharide transmembrane transporter activity
Source: RefSeq, a predicted model, not a curated record